AAUCGUAAUAUGUCUGGUCCACCUACUGGGAAGUACCCAGCUAAAGAGCACGCUCAAAGAGUUCACAAGCAAUACGUUUCUCAUGCAAAGUCCACCGAUGAAGUCAGUUUCUUCAUCUCAGGUGAAGAUUUAGAACUUUACCAAUACUGUGACCAAACCAAACCUCUUAGACAAAACAGAUACUUCUUCUAUCUUUCUGGUGUCAGCAUUCCAGGAUCUCACGUUAUGUACCAGGCUAAGUCUGAUACUCUUACCUUGUAUCUUCCAAACAUUGAUUACGAUGAUGUCAUGUGGUCAGGACUUCCUCUUACCAUUGAAGCAGCCUUGGCUAAAUACGAUGUUGAUGAAGUCAAGUAUGCUUCUGAAUUGAAGAAUGACUUUGAUCUCCUUAAGUCUUCUGUUGUUCUCACCACUGAUAUCAACAAGAACAAUGACUCAUACAAGGAAUACUUAACUGCUGGUAAUGAAUCCUUCUUCCAUGCACUUGAUGAAUCCAGACUUAUCAAGGAUGAAUUUGAAAUCAAGUUGAUGCGUCAUGCUGCCCAUAUCACCGACAAGUGUCACUUGGCCGUCAUGCUGGCUCAGCCAAUUGAAAAGAAUGAAACUCACAUACACGCUGAGUUCAUGUACCAUGCCCUUAGACAAGGUUCUAAGUACCAAUCUUACGACCCAAUCUGUUGUUCCGGUGAAAACUGUUCAUCCCUUCAUUACGUCAAGAAUGACGAAGAAAUUGACACCAGAAGAUCUGUUUUGAUUGAUGCUGGUGCCGAAUGGGAAUGUUAUGCUAGUGAUGUCACCAGAUGUUUCCCAAUCAAUGGUGACUGGACCAAAGAACACUUGGAAAUCUAUAACCUUGUAUUGAAGAUGCAAUCUACUACCAUGGGUAUGAUCAAGCCUGGGGCUUCUUGGGAUGACCUUCAUUUAACUGCCCACAAAGUUUUGAUUGAAGGAUUCUUGGAAUUGGGUAUUUUCCGUAAGGAAUUUACUGCUGAAGAACUUUUUGAAUCAAAGGUUUCUGCUAGAUUUUUCCCUCACGGUUUAGGUCAUCUUCUUGGUAUGGAUACUCAUGAUGUUGGUGGACGUCCAAACUAUGAAGAUCCAAACCCACUCUUACAAUACUUGCGUUUGCGUAGAACUUUGCAAGCUGGUAUGGUUCUUACUGAUGAACCAGGUUGUUACUUUAACCCAUUCUUGCUUGAAGAUGUCUUGAACGGUCCAAACAAGAAAUACGUCAACACUGAAGUUUUGGACAAGUACUACUCUAUCGGAGGUGUUAGAAUUGAAGACGACUUGUUGGUCACUGAAGAUGGUUAUGAAAACUUUACUGGUAUCACUUCUGACCCAGAAGAAAUCUCCAAGAUUGUUAAGAAAGGUUUGGCUAAGGGAGUGGAAGGAUUCCACAAUGUCGUUUGA
Molecule: messenger RNA, 1413 nt
Organism: [Candida] anglica
Lineage: Eukaryota; Fungi; Ascomycota; Pichiomycetes; Serinales; Debaryomycetaceae
Source: the annotation of a GenBank genome assembly